Molecule: messenger RNA, 222 nt
Organism: Phytophthora nicotianae INRA-310
Lineage: Eukaryota; Oomycota; Peronosporomycetes; Peronosporales; Peronosporaceae
Exons: 1
Coding region: 1-222 (73 amino acids)
Biological process (GO): protein phosphorylation
Molecular function (GO): ATP binding; protein kinase activity
Source: RefSeq, a predicted model, not a curated record
AUGGUUACGGGUGCUCCUCCCUUCGAGCGUCCGGAUGAUGCGGACCCUCGAUUCCAGAUGAUCGCCCAGGGCCUCAUGAGUGACAUGCUAGACUCGUGGGGUAUGGAUCACGUUUCUGCCAAUGUGCGUGACUUGAUGUCGAAAAUGCUGAUCGUGGACGACCCGUCUCGGCGUCUGACAGUAGAGCAGAUUGCCAUGCACCCGUGGAUCCAGGGCGGAUAA